AUUGCAACUGAAGUAAGAAUAUAAUGUAAGGGACUUGGGAAUGCACAGUUCUGCCGAUGCGUGGUGAGCAUGAGGAACAGUCGUGUUUGGAGAACCAAGGUUCAUUUUCCAGACACUGAAAGAGCAGAAUGGCUAAAUAAGACUGUAAAACACAUGUGGCCUUUCAUUUGCCAAUUUAUAGAGAAGUUGUUUCGAGAAACUAUAGAACCAGCUGUGCGGGGAGCAAACACCCACCUCAGCACCUUUAGUUUCACGAAGGUCGACGUGGGCCAGCAGCCCCUCAGGAUCAAUGGUGUUAAGGUAUAUACUGAAAAUGUAGACAAAAGGCAAAUUAUUUUGGACCUUCAGAUUAGUUUUGUAGGAAAUUGUGAGAUUGAUUUGGAGAUCAAACGAUAUUUUUGUAGAGCUGGUGUGAAAAGUAUCCAGAUUCAUGGUACCAUGCGGGUGAUUCUGGAACCGUUGAUUGGAGAUAUGCCCUUAGUUGGAGCUUUGUCUAUCUUCUUCCUUAGGAAACCACUUUUAGAAAUUAACUGGACAGGACUGACGAAUCUUCUGGAUAUCCCUGGAUUGAAUGGUUUAUCAGAUACUAUCAUUUCGGAUAUGAUAUCAAAUUAUCUGGUGCUUCCCAAUCGAAUCACCGUUCCACUUGUCAGUGAAGUUCAGAUAGCUCAGUUGCGGUUUCCUGUACCAAAGGGUGUUCUAAGGAUACAUUUUAUUGAAGCUCAGGACCUUCAGGGGAAAGACACUUACCUUAAGGGACUUGUCAAAGGAAAGUCAGACCCCUAUGGAAUCAUUAGAGUUGGCAACCAAAUCUUCCAAAGCAAAGUCAUCAAGGAGAACCUCAGUCCAAAGUGGAAUGAAGUCUAUGAGGCUUUAGUGUAUGAACAUCCUGGACAAGAAUUAGAGAUUGAGCUCUUUGAUGAAGACCCAGACAAGGAUGACUUUUUAGGAAGUCUUAUGAUUGAUCUCAUUGAAGUUGAAAAGGAGCGCCUUUUAGAUGAAUGGUUCACUCUGGACGAGGUUCCCAAGGGGAAGCUACACUUGAGACUGGAGUGGCUCACGUUAAUGCCAAAUGCAUCAAACCUCGAUAAGGUGCUAACAGACAUCAGAGCUGACAAAGACCAAGCCAACGAUGGUCUUUCUUCUGCAUUGCUGAUCUUGUACUUGGAUUCAGCAAGGAACCUUCCGAGUAACCCAUUAGAAUUUAACCCUGAUGUCUUGAAGAAGACCGCAGUUCAGAGAGCUUUAAAGUCAGGGAAGAAAAUAAGCAGCAACCCAAAUCCUGUUGUCCAGAUGUCAGUUGGGCACACAGCCCAGGAGAGCAAGAUUCGAUACAAAACCAAUGAACCAGUGUGGGAGGAAAACUUCACUUUCUUCAUUCACAAUCCCAAGCGCCAGGACCUUGAAGUUGAGGUCAGAGACGAGCAGCACCAGUGUUCCCUGGGGAACCUGAAGGUCCCCCUCAGCCAGCUGCUCACCAGUGAGGACAUGACCCUGAACCAGCGCUUCCAGCUCAGUAACUCGGGUCCAAACAGCACCAUCAAGAUGAAGAUUGCCCUCUGGGUGCUCCAUCUGGAAAAGCGAGAAAGGCCUCCCGACCACCAACACUCAGCUCAAGUCAAACGGCCCUCUGUGUCCAAAGAGGGGAGGAAAACAUCCGUCAAAUCUCAUAUGUCUGGGUCUCCAGGCCCUGGCGGCAGCAACACAGCUCCAUCCACACCAGUCAUUGGGGGCAGUGAUAAGCCUGGUGUGGAAGAAAAGGCCCAGCCCCCUGAGGCCGGCCCUCAGGGGCUGCACGACCUGGGCAGAAGCUCCUCCAGCCUCCUGGCCUCCCCAGGCCACAUCUCGGCCAAGGAGCCCACCCCUAGCAUCGCCUCGGACAUCUCGCUGCCCAUCGCCACCCAGGAGCUGCGGCAACGGCUGAGGCAGCUGGAAAAUGGGACGACCCUGGGACAGUCUCCACUGGGGCAGAUCCAGCUGACCAUCCGGCACAGCUCACAGAGAAACAAGCUCAUCGUGGUCGUGCAUGCCUGCAGAAACCUCAUUGCCUUCUCUGAAGACGGCUCUGACCCCUACGUCCGCAUGUAUUUAUUACCAGACAAGAGGCGGUCAGGAAGGAGGAAAACACACGUGUCAAAGAAAACGUUAAAUCCUGUGUUUGAUCAGAGCUUUGAUUUCAGUGUUUCGUUACCAGAGGUGCAGAGGAGAACACUCGACGUCGCCGUGAAGAACAGCGGCGGUUUCCUGUCCAAAGACAAAGGGCUCCUUGGCAAAGUAUUGGUUGCUCUGGCAUCUGAAGAACUUGCCAAAGGCUGGACCCAGUGGUAUGACCUCACGGAAGACGGGACGAGGCCUCAGGUGAUGACAUAGCCACACCAGGCAGGACGGGUCCUCUUCAGCAUAGCUCCUCAACCUCUGCCCGGAACACCCCCUCUCACAGACGUACCAAUGUUAUUUUUAUAAUUUCAUGUAUUUAGUUAUACAUACCUUAGUAGUUUUAUAAAGUUGUUGACAUUUUAGGCAAAUUUGGCCAAUAUUAUCAUUAAAUUUUAUAUGUUGGAUUUCCUCUAGGGUUUCGCCAGUUCCUACAACGUGCAAUAGGGUGGUGGUAGCUCUUGUGUCUGUGGACUCUGCUCAGCUGUGUCCGUAGGGGCCGGAUGUGUCUGUGCUUUACUAUGGCCUUGUUUAUAUAUCACUGAGGUAUACUAUGCUAUGUAAAUAGACUCUAUAUUUUUUAUAAUCUUUACAUGCUGGUUUAAAUUCAGAAGGAAUAGAUCAAGGAAAUAUAUAUAUUUUCUUCUAAAACUUAUUAAAUUCUUGUGACAAAUAAUCAUUUUCAUCUUUGCGGCAAAAAGUUCUCAGUGACCUAUUUUGUGGUGUUUCUUUUUAAAAAGAAAAGCUGAAAGAUUAUUAAAUGUUAGUAUGUUUCUGCCCGUUAUGAAUGAUGAAAUAAAGUAUUCAAAAUAUUAACAUUUUCAUAAAUAUAAGGAUGUAUUACUGAGAAGUUGAAGGGCUUAUGAAGAAAAAUGUUUUAUAACUGAGUAAUAUAAGAUAUUAAGAGAAUUAUGGUUCAUAAAUCAUAUACUAAUCUGAAAUUUCUUAUAUAAAAAUGAAAUCUUAUGUUUAUUUUAAUUGCUGUUGUAACUUACUCAUGAAACAGUAUACAGACACCUUGUACUUUUCCUAGACUAUAAGAACAGACUUUCCAUGUUAGCAAUUAAGCUAUUGUCAAAUAGUCAGUCAUGAGCGGUUAAUUUUCAAUGUUUUCCCAGCCUAUAAAAAAAGGAAGGUGCACGCUGCCCUUUUAAAGGUUGUGAGGUAAAUUGGGAUGAGUAGACAGGAUAUUGCAUUAAAAAUUGGAAGCUCGAUCUCGUUAUAGUCAGGAGCAGCCAGCGUGACCUCACACAUAGGAUGGGGGACGUGUGAGCCAAUGUGCACUGGCCACCACCAGGGUUGGGGGCGCCACAGCUGCAAGUCCAGCCCCCGCUGUUCUCAGCAGCCACUUCCCAGGCUGCCUCACUUUAUGCCGUGACUAACCUUAAUAUUGGGAUAUUGUUAUGCAAUUUUUAUUCUAUUUAGACUAUUAAAAGCAUUUUUAUGUACUUAAGAGUCCCCCAGACCUCCUGUGAGGUGAGGCUCUGUUGCAGUGUCUGUAAAGAAAGGAUGCACAUAUGUAGACGAUUAAGUGUAUAUUAUAAGCUGUAUACUGAAAAUGGCUUCCAUAGCCAUGAGAACAUCUUAAAACUAUGUAUAAAUAUAUUAAGGAAAAUAGAGCUUUGUAAUUUAAAUUGGAGCUCUUAGCUUGUUUAAUGGAACUGCACAACUUGUGGGUAACUCACAUGACCAAACAAACCGAAGUGCCUGUGACGGAGGCCGGUGGCCAGUGGCUGUCUGCCCACCCUCCCUUCUAGCAGAUUUAGAUUUUGCUUCCAUUUGUAACCUACUCUUGGCGGGUGGCUGUCUCCCCACCCUCCCUUCUAACAGAUUUUAAUUUUGUUUCCAUUUAUAAUUUCCACUUUGAACCAUGGGUUUACUUAGAAUGAGUCUGUAGCUUCACAGCAUAUUUCAUGUAAUCAUAAAGACCAGUAUAGUCUGUCUCCUACUGAAUGACAUUUGACUGUAAAGCCUCUUGAUAAACCAUUUCCAAUGUUAGUAUAUAGGAUUCUUUGGGAAGCAUAUCAGUACCUUUAUAGACACAUAUGUACGUGUAUGCACACAAAACAUUUAUGGUAUUUAUGGAAGACAAAUAAUAACAUUAAAUCUAGUUGCUUUCCCAUAGUAUGAGAUUUGUUGAAGGUUUUUUACAAAUCAGGUCUAUUGAAAGUCUUCUGUCAUAAUCUAUAAAGAAGAAGCACUCAUUGAAAUUGUAGCAUGCCAGUAAUUUUUACCAACAUCCCAUCCAUCUGAGUUCUGCAGUCCUGUGUGUAACCCGCUCUGUGUGUAUUUUGCUUAAUGGAAGGCUUUAUUUAAGCACUUAGGCAGAGUAGACACAAUUAAAGGUACAAGCCCAGAGGAAGGUUAAGCAGCACCAUGCCUGCCCUGAGGCAGUGGAGUCGGAAACGCUGUCUCCAGGGCCUUGAGUGCCUGGAGGUUCGUGGCCUCCAGUAGCCGGCUCCUUUCUCUUUGAAAGAAAUGAAGGAAGGAAAGGGGGUGAUUCUGAGGCACUGAAGUACCUCCCAGACGUGGAGGGGAGAAGCCACCCUCGAGGCCACACUCAGCACUCCAGGAUCCCAGCGAUGUCAGACACUCUUGAGUUCUCAGAAUGUUAAUUUUCAGUUUUAAAUAAUUAGUUUAAGAAAAGGGAAUUUUAACUUUUCUACCUUGAGUCAAGCCAAUGAAGGGAAAAUGAAUUAACUUAGUAAAUUUGAAGUGCAGCUCUGUUAGCUCGUACAUGUGGGUUCUUAUCCUGAUCCUGUGCCUUAAAGUAGGAAGGUGUUUCCAAGUUCAGAUUAAAACAGAAGCAGCUGACUGGGCCUGGUGGCUCACACCUGUAAUCCCAGCACUUUGGGAGGCCAAGGUGGGCGGAUCACCUGAGGUCAGGAGUUCAAGACCAGCCUGGCCAACAUGGUGAAACCCUGUCUUUACUAAAAAUACAAAAAUUAGCCAGGCAUGGUGGUGGAGUGCACGUCUGUAAUCCCAGCUACUACUCAGGAGGCUGAGGCAGGAGAAUCACUUGAACCCAGGAGGUGGAGGUUGCAGUGAGCUGAAAUCGCGCCACUGUACUCCAGCCUGGGCGACACAGUGAGACUCCAUCUCAAAAAAUAAAUAAAAUAGAAGCAGCCUUGUAACUGUAUUUACCAUGAUAGUAUAUUCUGCACGGUAAAAAUUCCUUUUACAGACAUUCUUUAUCAAGAGGUCGGCCCUUCUUUUUCAGGCACUUAAGCCAAAUGCAGACCUGUGUGUAGCUGUGUGUUUUCUUCUGUGUUUGCCGCAUUUAUUCCACCUCCAGCUGGACCCCCCACUGCAAAUAGAGAACAACGGUGGGGGGUGCAGGUUAAAAAGUAGAGAAUGUCCUUUCUGUUCAACUAAUUUCACGUGACAGUGCAUGUAUUUAUUCAAUAAAACUUUUACAUUAGCUCA
Mandrillus leucophaeus (drill) is the source of this 5580-nucleotide messenger RNA. RefSeq names its product extended synaptotagmin-like protein 2 (gene ESYT2). NCBI's taxonomy places the organism in Eukaryota, Metazoa, Chordata, Mammalia, Primates, Cercopithecidae. Gene Ontology annotation, molecular function: lipid binding. Bases 70 to 2370 code for a protein of 766 amino acids. Gene Ontology annotation, biological process: lipid transport. The transcript has 23 exons. The record is from RefSeq and is a predicted model, not a curated record.